This is a messenger RNA of Linum trigynum, 1890 nucleotides long. NCBI's taxonomy places the organism in Eukaryota, Viridiplantae, Streptophyta, Magnoliopsida, Malpighiales, Linaceae. The record is from the annotation of a GenBank genome assembly.
GCCCGGAAGAGACCAAAAGCCUGAAAACUUUUACACAACUAGGCCAUUGCUGGUUCCAGAAAUUCAAUUAACAAAAGGCUUGGGCUACCCCAAGUCUGAAUAUGGGGCAUAGAAUUUGGGCUGUAGCCCAUUCAGGAGUUCGCGAUCAAUCAUAACUGAUUUAGCAGGCCCAAUGUAACGCCGGAACUAAACCUGGCCCUAGAUUCAUUAUAUUUAAGCUAACUUUAACGCCAAAACCCUAGAAGGUCUUCUUCUUUCGAGUCUCCGGCGUUCAGAGCUUGCGCUGUCUGCUGCUUCGGCCCUCUUCUCUGCUUCUGGUAAUUCAGUCUCAUCCUUUAAUCUUUCUGUUUGUUCGUUCCUGUGAAUCUAUAGGAAUCCCUCUGCUUUGGUAUUGUAUCUAUCGUUUUCGUCAGAAAGCAGUAGUCGCACUGUUUUUCCUUUCAAAUUCUUUUCCGACAUUCAUAUUUUGGGAUCUAGUUCUUAUCUCCCGAACGAGCUGUAUUCACUGGGAAGAUGAUUGUUAGUUGAGAUAUCUGAAUCAAGGUCUUGGCUUCAUUGUUCCAUUGGAGCUGAUUAUUGCAUAGUGUUCGACUAGGAAAUUUCAUGUUUGUGCGUUGAGCUUCCAUUUCUGUGGUCAUUGAUUGGCUUUUUGUUUGCGAUUCGAUAAUGGGGUUGGUUUCAUUUUCCCACCAUUUGCUGUUACUCACCCUUUUGCGGAUAUGUUAGAUCCGUCAAGAUGUAUACGUCUAGGCAGAAGAUUCACAAGGAUAAGGAUGUCGAACCUACUGAGUUCGAGGAGACUGUUGCUCAGGCAUUGUUUGAUCUGGAGAACACCAACUCUGAUCUGAAGAGUGAACUUAAGGAUCUCUACAUUAACUCUGCAGUUCAGAUGGAUGUCUCGAACAACCGCAAGGCCGUUGUUAUCCAUGUCCCUUACAGGCUGAGGAAAGGUUUCAGAAAGAUUCAUGUCAAGCUUGUUAGAGAACUUGAGAAGAAGCUCAGUGGGAAGGAUGUGGUUGUCAUUGCUACUCGAAGGAUUGUGAGGCCACCAAAGAAGGGCUCAGCUGCAAAUAGGCCACGCAGCAGAACACUAACCUCUGUCCACGAGGCAAUGCUGGAAGAUGUCGUGGCACCUGCUGAGAUUGUUGGGAAGAGGACUAGGUACCGUCUUGAUGGAUCCAAGAUAAUGAAGGUGUUCUUGGACACAAAGGAACAGACCACAACCGACUACAAGUUGGAUACCUUUUCUUCCGUUUACAGGAAGCUUACCGGCAAGGAUGUUGUGUUCGAGUUCAGGGCAGCUGAGGCAUAGAGAGCAAUGCUGAUUCUGGAGAUGGUGUAGUAAUCCAAUGUUUGUUUUUUGGCUUAGAAUCUGCACUUUGAAACUGUUUCAAGUUUUGAGUUUUGACAUCGGCUAGUUGGAUUAGAAAUCUUCAAAGGGGCAAUACUUCUGGUUCUGAUUUAAUGCCCUUGUUUUAAUGUCUAGUUUUGUGUCAUGGCAUGAGAUAUUCAAACGGUACAAUGUCUUAUCAUCGUGAGAAUAUACACUGUUGCAGCUGCCGCCACCCGCCAGUAAUCUAUUACCUUCAUCUAUUAUUGAUCCUCUGCUGUAUUACUUUCCAUUGCACUUUCAUGAGCGAUACCUCGUCAUGGAGCUCUCGCCCAGCACAAGCACAGGGUAGGAAUAUGAUGAACACAUUUUAUAGUUAUUAGGAAUUAUUAUUAAUUGUCGGUUUAUUGAUUGGAUUAUUAUGUUGGUUUUAAUUGUUGGGGAGGGAGUAUUACGAUUAGGUUAUUAUUUUGGGGAGUAAAGGGGAUAAUUGUCGAUUAAUAUUAAGUAUCGGUGUAAGACAAGAUUGUAGUUAAGCUUAAUAAGAAUUAAGAAUAUUG